This is a messenger RNA of Tuber aestivum (summer truffle), 1749 nucleotides long. Lineage: Eukaryota; Fungi; Ascomycota; Pezizomycetes; Pezizales; Tuberaceae. The record is from the annotation of a GenBank genome assembly.
CCCCCCGGUCAUGGCAAAGACACCUUAAACGCAGGAUACAAAUAUGUCAUCAGCCUGUUCGGUACGAGCGGAGUGCUCACAGCGGAAGGAGGACAGGUCUGUCUUAGGGAAUACGAAGAGGAAAACGCAAGCCAAGUGUGGUCCUGCGAAAUGAACUCAAAUAAUCGAUUUGGUAUGCGGAAUGGGGCAAGUGGGCGCCUGCUGGGUCGGAACGGACAUGAUGAGCUCGUAUGUAUCACGACCGAGCUCUUGUCCUAUGAGUGGCUUACUUUCAGGAAACUGAGUGCGGGUGGGUUUCUACUAAUGGUGGAGAGUACUGGCACCAUCGGAAAACUCUACCCAAUUCAGCGCACCGAUAGCAACAGCCCCUAUCUAAAUAUUGGUGAAGCAAGCAACCAGUUCGGCCUGCACAAGCUCACGGGCUCGGUGUUCAGAAGGUUUGAAUGGGUGGUCCCUAAUCGUCUCGCGCGCUCGUCUGCGCCUUACUACGAGGGCGAUGAUUCUGAUCAAGGCAUUAAUGAAACCUCAAUUGAGUUUCUAGUCAGCCGUGGUAUAAAAAACAUUAUUAGUUUGAAUUCCAUUGAGCUAUCGCCCCGAGAGAGGGACAGGCUUUGCGCUGCCGAUAUCUCUUAUUCACACGUCAGGUCCCUGGAGUUCACCGCACCCAGACAGAAGCAAUUUGACCAGAUCUGGAAAGCCUAUGAGAAAGCGGGGGCUACAAUCGUCUACUGUGGAUAUGGGGAUGGGAGGACUGGGAUGGCUAUCAGUGCAAUUCAGCUUUUCGAGGGUCGUACUCUGGGCGACCUUGAUUACAGGGCGAACGGUGUCCAAUGUCCAAGCCAAUUAGCCGCGCUAAAUGACCUAAGCGAAAGAAUCCAUGGGUGAGCAUCUCUUCCCGACAUUUCCUCCCAUUGCCUGGGCUGACUGGGACUUCCAAUAAUGCUGAAAGCCAGAGUGACGGUCUCCUAAAUAUGCAACCCCCGUCAUAUACAGCAUGGCAUCCGAGAAAAGGAGGUGAUAGAAUGCGGGGGGAUGAGAUCGUGGAAGAAAGAUAGGGUGAGGGAAACCGUGGAUGAGUGAUUGACCUCAAAGGUCUAAUGUGGCAAUAAGAUGAAGCAGGAAUUGUGCGAGCAUUGUUCAAUACUCUUCGGGGAAGGUAUCGCAAGGCGAGAGCACCAGGUGGAUCGAUUUAGCGGAAAAAGGUAAAACCUGACGAUAUAACAGUCGAGAGAGCAAGAGGGAGGGCACGGGGGUGGCCCAGAGAGAGGUUUCUUUGGUUAUAAAAGGUUUAUUUAAGACCGAGAUUUCUAGAGUUUAAGAUGGGCUCUGAGCGCGCUUCACCACCGAUUAACUGCCCCGCGCGUGCCGUGCGUGUUGCAGCGUGGGGAUCCAGAUCUUUUUGAAAAAAACUUCGUAGAACUAGAGCCCCGGACACCCCCACACCCACCACAGAUAUCAUAAGCAGUACCGGUACCCUAUUUGGCUGCUACGGACUUUUAUUUGUGCGGACCGCACGGUUGACACCUUACGAGUAAAUUCUCGUGGGCUUUCUUCUCGCUUACCGCCUCACGAAAUGCUCAGCCCACUCAUAAUAGAAAAUUGUGAGCUGUGAUAUAGUACGGUACCCCGGUUCAGGCCGACAAUCGGAUUGAGUUAGACACGGGGAUUAAAUGUGGUCUGUGGACCGGUGUUGUGAGUGAGGGGGUGGUCACGCCCAAAAUCCAACUUGACCCGUCACCCAUGUUGGAA